UUAUUUGAAAAGUUUCGUAACAAAGACGAUGGAUGGGCCCAAAAAUUUGGUAAUCUUUACAAGAAUCCAAGCUUGAAGCUGAAGAACAUGCCUAAUUUUUCUGUUUCCAAGUUCAUCCAAUAAGAAUCUGGGCGUCUCCAGCAGUGUUUUUGAUACCUGUUCUUCAUUCAUUCCCAUGGAGAAUCUCAUCUAUCUCAUCCUUCUCAUCUCCAUCUUCCCCAUUUCAAUCCAAUCCAAAGUUUCGAUUUCGAUUUCCCCUUCUACUCUCAACAAAUCCGGCGAUCCAGUUCAAAUCCAAUGGUCUGGAGUCGAAUCUCCCUCCAAGCUCGACUGGCUUGGAAUUUACUCGCCUCCAAAUUCGUCUCACAAGCAUUUCAUCGGCUAUGUUUUUCUUUCUUCGUCUCCCGGCUGGGAAUCCGGCUCCGGAUCCGUUACAAUCCCCUUAGUCAACCUCCGAUCCAAAUACUCCUUCAGGAUUUUUCGAUGGACCGAAUCGGAGAUUGACGAUAAGCAUCAUGACCACGACAACAACCCUCUGCCUGGAACGAAGCACCUCCUUGCAUCCUCGGAAGAGCUCCGAUUUAGCCCCGGCCGCGGUCCGGAGCAGAUCCAUCUGGCGUUCACGGACCAGGAUGAUGAAAUGAGAGUGAUGUUCGUGACGGAAGAUGGAUCGGAAAGGUUGGUGAGGUAUGGAGAGAAGGAGGAGGAGCUUGAUCAGAUUGUUGCGGCUCGUGUUGCGAGGUACGAGAGGAAGCACAUGUGCGAUUCCCCUGCUAAUGACAGCAUUGGCUGGAGGGAUCCUGGUUUCAUUCAUGAUGCUGUUAUGACAAACUUGCAGAAUGGAUCUAGGGUUUAUUAUCAGGUCGGAAGUGAGUCCAAAGGUUGGAGUAGCAUUCAAAACUUUAUGUCUCGUAAUGAGGACUCAGAUGAAACAAUUGCUUUCCUUUUUGGUGACAUGGGAGCUGCAACGCCAUACACGACUUUUGUCCGAACACAAGACGAGAGUAUAUCGACUGUUAGGUGGAUACUUCGUGACAUCGAAGCUCUCGGUGACAAACCUGCAUUUGUCUCUCACAUUGGAGAUAUCAGCUAUGCAAGGGGUCAUUCAUGGUUGUGGGACGUUUUCUUCAAUCAGAUUGAACCUGUGGCAUCCAAGGUUGCAUACCAUGUAUGUAUUGGCAAUCAUGAAUAUGAUUGGCCUCUUCAGCCAUGGAAGCCCGACUGGGCGUCCGGUAUAUAUGGUAAAGACGGGGGAGGAGAAUGUGGGGUGCCAUACAGUUUGAAGUUCAACAUGCCAGGAAAUUCAUCAGAACCGACUAAAGCCAACGGCGUGCCUACUCGAAACCUUUUCUACUCGUUUAACAUGGGAUCCGUGCAUUUUGUAUACAUAUCUACAGAAACCAAUUUCCUUAAAGGAAGUAGGCAGUUUUCAUUCUUAGAGCGUGAUUUGGAGUCUGUUGAUAGGAAGAAGACGCCGUUCGUGGUAGUACAAGGACAUAGACCGAUGUACACGACGAGCAACGAACUUAGAGACACGCCAUUGAGGGAGAAAAUGCUGCACCAUUUGGAACCAUUGUUUGUGAAAAACAACGUGACAUUGGCAUUAUGGGGUCAUGUUCAUAGGUACGAGAGAUUUUGCCCGCUUAAAAACUACACUUGUGGAAGUAUGGGUGUGGAUGGAGAAGACUGGGAGGCAUUACCCGUCCAUCUUGUUAUUGGGAUGGCUGGACAAGAUUGGCAGCCUAUCUGGGAGCCGAGACCAAACCACCUCGAUGUCCCAAUCUUCCCACAACCAAAGCGAUCGAUGUACCGCGGAGGCGAGUUUGGGUACACCAGAUUGGUUGCUACGAAAGAGAAGCUAACAAUCUCUUAUGUCGGAAACCACGACGGAGAGGUACACGAUUCGGUUGAGAUUUUGGCAUCAGGGCAGGUUGUAAAUGGCGGUGUCGGUGCAAAGUUCAACGAGAGUGUCAAGAACUCGAGGUCGAGAAAUGGGAUGCUAGAAUCCUCAUUCUCAUGGUAUGUGAUGGGAGGAAGUAUUUUGGUACUUGGAGCGUUCAUAGGAUACAUAGUUGGAUUUGUAUCACAUGCAAGGAAGUCAAGAAAUAACUGGACUCCUGUGAAGACUGAAGAGUUGCAAUGAAGUGAAUGAAACUGGAGAUUAUGUCUGUGUGUAUAGUUGCAACCAUGUUUUGAAUCAGAAAGGGAAAGUGUUUGUAAAUAGGUAUUUGACUUCCUGGUGCUGAUCAAGAGCAGUGUGAGGUAUGUAUUAGUGGAAUAUUUGGGUUUUUUUUUUUUUUUUUUUUUUUUUUUUU
Cucurbita moschata (crookneck pumpkin) is the source of this 2315-nucleotide messenger RNA. RefSeq names its product probable inactive purple acid phosphatase 2. Gene Ontology annotation, molecular function: acid phosphatase activity; metal ion binding. The record is from RefSeq and is a predicted model, not a curated record. Lineage: Eukaryota; Viridiplantae; Streptophyta; Magnoliopsida; Cucurbitales; Cucurbitaceae. The transcript has 2 exons. The coding region runs from base 176 to 2143 and encodes 655 amino acids.